CUUCACCAUUCAAUUUGGAGUCUUGGACAUCUAGCUUUAUUGGAUCUCAACAAUUGUAAAAGCCUCAAGAACCUACCAGAAGACAUUUGUAAGUUGGAGUGCAUGAAGGAGCUAAACCUAGGUGGCUGCGUGUGUAUCAACAUGUUUCCAAAGCUUCCGAGGAACAUAGUGAGAGUAGAUUUGAGUGGAACAGCAAUAGAACAAGUCCCAUCAUCAUCAUUCGAUUAUUGUACAAGUCUUGAGGCUUUGUGUCUGAAAGAUUGCACAAGGCUUGAAUAUGUUUCAACAGCUAUUAGCAAGUUAAAAUUGCUCAAUCAUCUUGACCUUUCUUAUUGCUCCAAACUAAAGUGCUUCCCAAACAUCACGGAGCCUAUGGAACAUUUGGUGCAUCCUUAUUUGGAUGGUUCAGGGAUUGAGGAGAUACAAUACAGGUCGAUUAAAACUUUAAUUGGGCUUCGCAUGCUAAAUUUGAGGCAAUGCAAAAAUCUUAAAUCUCUUCCAAUAGGUAUUUUUUGUACAAGCCACCUUGAGGUUCUCUACCUACCAGAGCGUUUAGAAUUGGAGAGUUCAACAUUUCAGAGAUUUGAGUAUGAAUACUACCGUGAUGCUUAUAACACAGCCAAAAAUUCCAUCUUAAAUCAACAGGAAACAGCUUACUCUAAAGAGGGUUCUAUUCUUUUUGGCGAUAAAAUACCAUUUUGGUUCACACAACAGUCUGAAGGAUCAUCUAUAGGCUUUAAGUUUUCAUCAAAUUUGCUCGAAAUUGACUCAAUAACGCUAGCUUUAUGUAUGGUGGUUAACUUUGAAGAGUUGUAUAUUCAUGAGACGAGCCACAUUAUUCGUUGUGAAUGCCAUUUCAUCAAAUGUGAUAACACAAUUCGGAAACGGGUGUUUGUGUUUCCUAAACAGGAGAAAGUCAUAUGUUACAAAAAUUCAAACUUCUUGUUGAUGUGGUAUUUGAAUGAGACAUUCAGCAAUAUUCAUGACACGGUUGAGGUAUCGUUUGACUUCUCCAUUGUAAAUGUAGAAGGGAAACAACAUCGUGUUGGCCUAGUAAAAAAGUGUGGAAUCCAUGUGUUGAAUAGCCAAUGUGCAAAUAGUGAGAAAAUUCCUCACAACUACUUCCCAUUACUGCUUUACAUAUCAGAGGUAAUUCAUAAACUUCCUUCCUUAACGUUGCUGCACCUUUAAUUAAUUGCGUUUAUUUUAGACCGUUUAUAAUUAACAUACAUUAUUGAUCGAUGCUCAUAUAGCACUAUCAUGAUUGAUAGAUUAUUCUUGUGAUCUCCUUAAUAGUGAUGCACAUGGGGCAGGAAAUUGGCGGGGAGUGCUCCCCCGUCCCCGUCCCCAUUUAUAUUUUUAAUCCCACGUCUCCGCUUCAUCCCCGUUUAUUCCCCAUCGGGGGCGAGGUGGGGAAUCGCCUGUUGGGGCGGGGAAUCCCCAUGGCUAACAGGGGCGGGUGAAAAUGUGCAUAUAGACUUAUAAGUAAAUGAAAGAAAAAAAAAGUUGGGAAAACUAUGAAACUACUGACUUUGGUUAAGAAUUUUUUCUCUAGGGGAGAAACGGCAACCAAUGUGAUAUGCCCAACCCCAUGGGGAAGACGAAACCUUCUGAUCUCAUUUCAAUUACACGACGGGGUACGCUACAAUUUCCCGGACGAGGGAGAGUACGACUUUUCAAAUAAAGGCUCCAGAGAAGGAUCAUGGGCACAAAAACAAUGCAUUUAAGUUAAUAAUUUUAUAUAUUGAAUUAAAUCUGUUUAUAAAUAAAGGUAUUGUUGUGUUGUGUUGAUUAUGUUAUGAGAGGAUAAUAAAAAAUAAAGAAAAGAUUGAGGAAGAAUAAUACAUUCUAGCUCUCACUAUCUCAUGACACUGUGAUAACUCUACAAAAUAGAGUUAUUUCACCAC
Messenger RNA from Humulus lupulus (European hop), 1907 nucleotides. RefSeq names its product disease resistance protein RPS4B-like. Bases 103 to 1191 code for a protein of 362 amino acids. Lineage: Eukaryota; Viridiplantae; Streptophyta; Magnoliopsida; Rosales; Cannabaceae. The record is from RefSeq and is a predicted model, not a curated record. The transcript is spliced from 2 exons.